AUGGUUUAUGGCCAGGUGCUUCAUCAGCCUGAUGACUGCUUCAUUAAAGUCAAUGUUGGAGGAUUCAGGCAGCGUUUGAACCACACUGUGCUCAGGAGAUUCCCUCAGACACGUCUCUGUCGCCUUCUCUGCUGCAGCUCCAAAGAAGCCGUCCUGGAGCUCUGCGACGACUUCAGUCCCUCCGAUAUGGAAUACUACUUUGACCGCAGCCCGAGUUUCUUUUGCUACAUCCUCAACUUUUACCUCACGGGGAAGAUCCACCUGAUGGACGGCCUGUGCGUGGUCUCGUUUGUCCAGGAGAUCGAGUACUGGGGCAUCAAGGAGCGCCACCUGGACUUGUGCUGCAGCAGCAGGUUCCUGGAACUGAUGGAGCAGACAUGGGAUCAGAGGAGUGAUGACCAGCAGCUCCAGAGCUCAGGCUCUUCAGCUGAGGAGCUUACAGCUCUGGAGGACCACAUGGAAACCUUUGAAGGCUCCUGCUGUGCAGAAGUUCGCAGAAGGGUUUGGAUUCGACUUGAGGAUCCAGGUUUCUCCACCUCAGCUAAAGUGAUGGCCGUGACAUCUGUGAGUGUGGUCAUUGUCUCCAUUGUUGCCAUGUGUCUGAACAGCAUGCCAGCUUUCCAUCAGGUGGACUCCGAUGAGAAGCACACUGAACACCCGGUGCUGGCUUUGAUUGAGAACCUCUGCGUCCUGUUCUUCUCCGCAGAGUUCACUCUUCGUUUGGCCGUUGCACCGUCAGCCAAGAAGUUCUUGCUUGGCCCUUUGAACGUCAUUGAUCUGUCGUCCAUUCUGCCCUUCUACGUGACGUUACUCUGUGAUGACAUGAGCGAGGAGAAGAACGCGGAGCUGGAGAACGUUGGCAAAGUCAUGCAGAUCCUGAGGUUGAUGCGAGUGUUUCGUAUUUUGAAGCUGGCUCGACACUCGGCCGGGCUCCGCUCCCUUGGAGCCACGAUGCUGCACAGCUCCAGAGAAAUGGGCCAGCUGGUGCUCUUCCUGUCCUUGGGGGUUUCUUUUUUUUCCACUCUCAUUUAUUUUGCAGAGAAAGAAUGUAAAGCGUCGGAGCUGCAGACUAUUCCUACUGGCUGGUGGUGGGCCACCAUAAGCAUGACCACAGUGGGCUACGGGGACACAGUCCCAGUUACUUCAGCUGGGAGGCUGAUAGGAACCCUGUGCAUCGUCUGUGGGCUGCUGAUCGUUGCUCUGCCCAUUACCAACAUCUUCAACAAGUUCUCCAAGUUCCAUCAGAGGCAACGGCGCUUUGAGGUCCAACAGAACAGGGCCUGA
Molecule: messenger RNA, 1284 nt
Organism: Nematolebias whitei (Rio pearlfish)
Lineage: Eukaryota; Metazoa; Chordata; Actinopteri; Cyprinodontiformes; Rivulidae
Gene: kcns3a
Product: potassium voltage-gated channel, delayed-rectifier, subfamily S, member 3a
Exons: 1
Coding region: 1-1284 (427 amino acids)
Biological process (GO): protein homooligomerization; potassium ion transmembrane transport
Cellular component (GO): voltage-gated potassium channel complex; membrane
Molecular function (GO): protein binding; voltage-gated potassium channel activity
Source: RefSeq, a predicted model, not a curated record